Molecule: messenger RNA, 1410 nt
Organism: Hemibagrus wyckioides
Lineage: Eukaryota; Metazoa; Chordata; Actinopteri; Siluriformes; Bagridae
Product: zona pellucida sperm-binding protein 3-like
Exons: 8
Coding region: 9-1343 (444 amino acids)
Biological process (GO): binding of sperm to zona pellucida; positive regulation of acrosome reaction; egg coat formation
Cellular component (GO): extracellular matrix
Molecular function (GO): acrosin binding
Source: RefSeq, a predicted model, not a curated record
UCUUUUAGAUGUUCAAAAAAAUGUUGCUGAAAGUUGUGUUUCUCUUGGUGGGGCUGAGUUACAUGGUGAGUCCUUCUUCCUUUGUGAUUAACACUGCAUCAGAUAGCACAUGGCCUGAAGUGGAGGAACUGUUACCACACUACAAGGUUAAGGUUCCACUUCCGACUCCUGGUACACCGUGUCCACCUUUGAAAUUACCAGAAUCUCAGCCAAUUGACUCUUCAGCUGUGCGCAAGACUAUGUUUGUACCUGCAAGGAACCGCAGACCCAUACCUCAUGAAAUGAAGCCUAUAUUACUGCCAACGCUGCCUUCUCCUGAGAUAAAACCUCCAUCUCAACCAAAAAGUGUACAGCUUUUGUGUCACAUUGACCGGAUUUACGUGAGGGUUCUGAAGAGUCUCUUUACUAAUCCAGAAGCUGAGAAAUAUCUCAAAGUGGGAACAUGUCCUGUGAAUAAAGACACACCUGAGCAUUACUACUUCCUGUAUCCCAUCAACAGCUGCAAUGUACAACGUCAGGAAAACCAAAACCGUGUCUUGUAUUCAAACACUCUGACCUAUGAGCCUGUGAGCGAUGAACUGGUCAUUCGUGAGCUACCGUUUUCUGUACAACUGGAGUGUCGUUACAACAAGCAUUUCCGCUCCUACAGUGUUGGUUUUCAGCCUCAAGUGGAAGCAGGAACUGUUCUCUUGAGCCUACAAGGUGUAGUCUCGCUCACAUCUGUAGAUGAGAAUUGGAUGCCUCUAAGUAUGGUGCAGAGUCAUACAAUUGGCCAACCCGUGUACUUUGAAGCGAAGGCUCCUGAUAGUCUUACUGGAAAGAGGAUCUACUUGAACAAAUGCUACAUCACGGCAUCUCCGGACCCUGAUGCUACACCUAAAUACACUGUGAUCGACAACUAUGGAUGCAUGGUGGACAGUAAGACCAGCGAUCAAAGCAAGUUCUACCCGAGCGAUUACAAGACCACGUUAAGGUUCUCCGUGGCAGCCCUUAUGUUUAAGGACAUGUCCUCUACGCCUGAAGACAAGAUCGAAAUGUUCAUUCAUUGUGAAUUGAACGUGGGAAAUGAGCAACCGACUCCGAGCAUAAAAUCUUGUUCCUAUGACCCAGAAACUGAAGGGUGGUCAGAGCUGUAUGGAAAUGACUCGGUCUGUGCUUGCUGUGACUCUUCCUGUCCUGCUCCAGAUCCCUCCGUGACUAUGAAGAUCUCCAGCAACUCCUGGAUGGUUGAGAGGCGUAACAAUGACCAACCUAUGAGCAAGUCCUUUAAACUACCAGAAGAAAUCAUGGAUCGUGGUGGAUUUGAGAUGUUUUGGGAUACUUUUGAUGAAAUUACUGCUUAAUGCCUGAAUGAUCUUUAUAAUUCUGAGCUUUUUACCAUAUUGUGUAAUAAAACUGGACUCAAAUGAA